Molecule: messenger RNA, 614 nt
Organism: Gekko japonicus
Lineage: Eukaryota; Metazoa; Chordata; Lepidosauria; Squamata; Gekkonidae
Gene: NRARP
Product: NOTCH-regulated ankyrin repeat protein
Exons: 1
Coding region: 11-361 (116 amino acids)
Cellular component (GO): cytoplasm
Molecular function (GO): protein binding; enzyme inhibitor activity; phosphatase regulator activity
Source: RefSeq, a predicted model, not a curated record
CGGGCCGGCCAUGAGCCAGACGGAGCUGUCCACCUGCGCGGCGCCCGCCCCGCCGAGCCAGCGCGUCUUCCAGGAGGCGGUGCGCAAGGGGAACACCAAGGAGCUCCAGUCCCUGCUGCAGAACAUGACCAACUGCGAGUUCAACGUCAACUCCUUCGGGCCCGAGGGCCAGACGGCGCUCCACCAGUCGGUCAUCGACGGCAACCUGGAACUGGUCAAGCUGCUGGUCAAGUUCGGCGCAGACAUCCGGCUGGCCAACCGCGACGGCUGGAGCGCCCUCCACAUCGCCGCCUUCGGAGGCCACCAGGACAUCGUCCUCUACCUAAUUACCAAGGCCAAAUACUCGUCGGGCAGCCGGUGAUGUCCGCCCGCCGGGGGAGGGAUGGAGCGGAGGGGUCUGCGGAACUCCACGAGACGAGGCCUGCUAGCCCAUCGGGCGGUUCCCGCGGAGCCGACGCGCUGCUAUGGCCGCCGAAGAACCGGGAAGGGCUUCUGCGGGCGCACGGUUCGCAUUCGGCGCUCCCCGCCGCCUCCUCGGACCGGGACCUGUUGACGUUCCCUUCUGAGCAGUGGACAGAACGUGCGCUGUGACUAUUGGCUUCGUCUCCCCCCCC